Molecule: messenger RNA, 387 nt
Organism: Mesorhabditis spiculigera
Lineage: Eukaryota; Metazoa; Nematoda; Chromadorea; Rhabditida; Rhabditidae
Source: the annotation of a GenBank genome assembly
AUGGCCUCCAUCGUCUCAUCAUUGUGUCUGCUGCUCGUGUUCUGCCUGAGCGUCGAGGCCGUGUUCUUGCCAAAUCUCUAUCAGCCAAACGAGGACGGGAUGGCCGGCGCCGCCGAGAAGCGCAUGAGCCGCCAGGCGUUGAUUCGGCUCAUGAUCCAGCGUGACCGGCAAGCGUUGGGCGCCCACGGGCCGAUCAAGAGGAGUAAUACCUAUCUAACAAAAUACCUCUUUACCCAAUCAAUGCCGCUUUACGAGGUGUCGGGGACGGCGCUUCUGAAGCCGUCCGGCAAACUCCGGGGUGGCUCUGGACUCAUCUGGAAGUGGACCGACGGAGCAUCGAUGCCGCCGACGACUUCCAGAAUUGCUUCCUGUCCCCGGUGCAGUGCA